AUGUCGACCUUCACGUACGACGAGAAACUUGCCCUCGACGAAAUUCGAUUGAUCCAGCUUCUCCCGGGAGAAUGGCUCGACGGUCUCGAAUGCAGGCUAUAUCUGGCCCAGCAGGAGCACAAGUAUCAAGCCUUGUCCUAUACAUGGGGGAGCUCGAAACGAUCAAACCAAAUCACCGUCAACGGCAAAAUCCACAGGAUUACUUUCAAUCUAGACAGGGCAUUGCGUUCUGUCCGAGGACAGACAAAGGCAAUCACUCUCUGGGUCGACUCCAUCUGUAUUGAUCAAAAUGACGCUGCCGAAAAGAGUCACCAAGUUGGCUUGAUGCACAGUAUAUUUCGUAAUGCAACUGAAGUUAUUGCUUACCUGGGGGAUGGCUUGGAUCGGAGCCGCAGGGACUACGCACGUCGCUUUGAAAAGCUAGGGAAGAGCCCCCUUAUCAAUUUCGGCUCAUUGAGUGAGGCCAGCCUUGCAGGAGUUCAGGGGCUCUGGGACAAAUGGAAGGACUCUCCACCGGAGUCACUCACGGAACAUGAAGAGAUCAUAUGCUUAUACGGCCUUCUCAUGGAACUUUCUGGUAGCCUCCAAUACCACAUGUUUCCGGGCAAGCAGUCGCCAGAACAAAAUGGUAUGUGGCUCGAUCUCAGCGAAGCACACCGACGAGUGCUUUCUGAAAGAAUGCGACAUUUUGCGACAAGCGACUGGUGGAAUCGGAUGUGGAUUGUCCAAGAGGCAUGUGUCGCUCGACAGCUUACAGUUGUUUGCGGUCGUGCCUCUAUCCCUUUUCUCUGCAUCGGCCACGCGGCUCAAGCACUUCUACACUCACCCGUCACAAAACACUCGGAUUUGGCCAAGGUCAUGAUCUUCGUGGCGGGCAAGAUAGACGCAAUCAACACUUUACGCCUCGGAUUCGGCAGCUUGACGCACUUCACUACAAGCAAUUCCCUGUUGUGGCUUCUCAGAAGAUUCCGCAGCCGCAAAUCUUCAGAGCCGCGAGACAAGAUAUUUGCUCUUUUACGACUUGCCGAGGAUCUGAAAAGGACAAAGCCAUUUCGAGAUAACCAUUUAUGCAUCACGGUCGACUACGGCAUUGAUGUUGGUGAAGUAUUUUCCGACGCUGCAUACGAUAUCGUACGCGACACUGGUCUCCUCUGGAUGACGACAACAGAUUUGCUCGCCAAGACCCGCAUAGACAUUCCUUCUUGGGUGCCAGAUUGGUCUUCCGAACACAUGGUUCCUGGGUUCAACCAGAGACGAUACCGCCUUCAAGAAGAAACCCUUCUGCACUUCAACGCAAGCCGUCUACGAUUUUGCCACUCACAACUUCAUUCGUCGAAUGAUCAACCAAGAUACGCACUACCUCAACAACACUUCGAAGAAUUACUCAAGGGAGACGACCGAGACAGGUGGAAGCCUGUGCACUGCCUCCCGAGUAUGAUCAAAUACACAUCAAGCCCUCCAUUCCAAAAGGACCGGCAGCGUUCUGCGCUGAUUCUUCAAGGCGUAACUUGUGGCGUCGUUGCAUCUGCAAGCGUUGUCAUUCUCAGUGAUCUUUCGAACAUUGGUCUGGCCAUUCUCCAGGUUCGAGAAAGCUACGGGGGACAUGGAGGUUGGCAGAUUGGCCAGAGAUCGUUUUUCGAGACUGUCGUAACCUGUCUUUCCUCAUCUCAUAUAAGAACUCUAGUGCCCCAGGCUGCUGCGUUCAGGCUAGUUGCUCUACCUAAGGAUCACGAUCUACGAGCACCGUCAAAUCUGCACGUUCCACCGUGGAUUGAGGACACCGUCAGGACUAUGGCCGCCGGAAACCGACUAUUCGUCACUAAUAGAGGCCAAGUUGGGCUGGGUCCGGAGAGCAUGCACGUGGGAGACUCGCUCUGCGUCCUUGAAGGUGGACUUGUGCCGUAUAUUUUACGGAAACACGCUGGGACAAUUUAUACCGAGUCUUCGAUGGUCCAUCAAACAGAAAGCAUCAUGGGCACGCAUCGGUUUACCAUGGUCGGAAGCUGCUAUGCUGACGGCAUCAUGCACUGGGGUGACGAAGAGCAUGGUUGGGGAGAUAAUGCUGAUGACAUCGAGAGGCUGGAAUCGAAGCUGAGGCGAAAGCUCAAAGCUCCUGAACUCGUCGAAACCGCAUUUCUUCUGGUCUAA
Molecule: messenger RNA, 2148 nt
Organism: Colletotrichum acutatum
Lineage: Eukaryota; Fungi; Ascomycota; Sordariomycetes; Glomerellales; Glomerellaceae
Product: heterokaryon incompatibility protein
Exons: 3
Coding region: 1-2148 (715 amino acids)
Source: RefSeq, a predicted model, not a curated record